UCUUCUUCUCUUACUUGUAAACACGUGCACGCAGCGGAGAGAGUGUUCGCUUGUCUACCGAGGGCAUUUAAGCAGCUAAACUACAUUUAUCUUGUCCUUAAAAUGGCAAAAAGCCUCCGGAGCAAAUGGAAGAGGAAGAUGCGUGCCGAGAGGAGGAAGACGAUAGCGCCAAAGGAGCUGGUCCGUCUGAAACACGCUCUGAGCAUGGGUAAGACGGGAAAGGCCGUCAUGGCUGACAUGGAGGAGAUCGCCACUGUGGUGACGGCCGACCAGAUCAAGGUGGAUGUGGCAAUGGCGGGCGACGAUGGGAAGAUGGACUUGGACAGCAAGCGCAACAAGAAAACUCUGUUGGAUGAAAAUGGUCAGUACCCCGUGUGGAUGAACCAACGGCAGGCCAAGAAAAUGAAGAGCAAACGGGUCGGAAAGAAAGGCAGCCAGGGCAAGAAGCUGAAGAAGGGAAUGGCCUGGUGAGCCAAAACCAGAAGACCUGUGCUUUGCCUUAAAGACUUUUGACGCAGAAAAAGCAAAUGAUUUCAUGUAUUCUUUUGUACGUGACACCUGUGGAAUUUCUGCUGUUGAAUCUCAUGUUCGGUGGAUUGCAAGAUUCCUACUUGUGCAUCAGAGUCUGUUGUCAAAUAUUUUGGUGCAGGAAAAUGUUUGUUCUUAUGGAACAACUGUUUCAUUUUCGUGUUCGGACCCGUUUUAGGAAACUAAGACUUGUGCAAAAUAUCCUUUUUAGCUCGUCUUACUACACCAUAGCAAGGCAGGUGAUUGUCAUAUAUUCUCUAUUGCAAUGUACGUUUUUAAUACUCUGAUAAAAAAUAACUUCCAGAUCUAUGGCUGGUUUUGUUUACUAUUGAUGUAUAAAGACGUAUUACUGGUG
This is a messenger RNA of Pseudoliparis swirei, 883 nucleotides long. RefSeq names its product LLP homolog, long-term synaptic facilitation factor (gene llph). The transcript has 3 exons. The record is from RefSeq and is a predicted model, not a curated record. Gene Ontology annotation, cellular component: nucleolus. Bases 103 to 471 code for a protein of 122 amino acids. NCBI's taxonomy places the organism in Eukaryota, Metazoa, Chordata, Actinopteri, Perciformes, Liparidae. Gene Ontology annotation, biological process: dendrite extension. Gene Ontology annotation, molecular function: RNA binding.